UACAGAAUUCCAGUAAUAGUACAGUACUGUACGGGUUCGGUUCGGUUCAAAGUCGGACAGUGAGUGAGCGGUCCGUUCUGUGCCAGUAUACAUUGUUUUCCUCAGUUAUAUUUCGUAAGUCGAUGGAUGCACGUCUUCGAAUUAUUGCACGGAAUACCAUGCAAUACCACGACUGGAAACGAUGUUGAGGAGUCUACAAAGAGAGAUUCCAUAAUAGACAUGUAUCAAGCAGUUUUGCCCGGAGCAAUGUGAUAUACAUCCACCACGUGCAAUUAUAUGUGCAUUAUCGUUCGUUAUAAUUAAAGUGAUCCAAGUCGUAAUGGCCGUAUCGAUUUAUUUAUUGGCUGCUAUCGCAGCUGUAGGAAUCGUCGAUGGUUUGGAAGGGCCGAACAUAUGCAUUAGACAAGAAACGUAUAAGGUGACAGUGAGGGUAUCGGAGCAGAAACCUUACACUGUCCGCGAGGAGACGUGGUGCUUCAGUUUUCCGCCACGAUGCUCCAAAUACAAGACGGUGUACAAAACGGUGUACAAAGAAGAGGUCCACCCUAAGCAGAGACCGGUGGAAGAGUGUUGCAAAGGCUACGCAGAGACUAUAGACGGCAAACGUUGCAUUCCCAUCUGCUCCGACAAUUGCGUUCACGGCACUUGUAUCGCGCCCGACGUCUGCAAAUGCGAGCCGGGAUACGGAGGGCCAUUGUGCGAUUACAAAUGUCCGUUGGGAAAAUGGGGAAAGUCUUGCGAGAUGGAGUGCAGGUGCGAGAACAACUCCACGUGCGACCCGUUCGACGGCAAAUGUUUGUGCGCGAGGGGCUGGACCGGUAAAUAUUGCGAGAAGGAGUGUCCUCCGGAUCGGUACGGACAAGAUUGCGGCGAGGAAUGUCGUUGCAGAAACGGUGGGAGCUGCCAUCAUAUUUCUGGCGAGUGCCAUUGCGCUCCUGGCUACACGGGUCCGCUCUGCGACGAUCUGUGCCCACCGGGCAAACACGGCGACGAAUGCAAAUCGGAGUGCAAGUGUCAAAAUGGUGGCACUUGUAAUCCGACGAACGGCAAGUGUUACUGUACACCCGGAUGGACCGGCUUGGUCUGCGCGAGCCGUUGUCCGGAAGGACUCUGGGGUAAAAACUGUCUCCAGGAGUGCGACUGUUACAACGAAGGUGGCUGCCACCACGUUACUGGCGAUUGCGAAUGUAAACCUGGCUACUUUGGCGAGAAGUGUUUGAACGCGUGCGCCAAAGGAACGUACGGCGCGAAUUGUACAAAGACUUGCAAUUGCGCCAACAACGCAGUUUGCUCUCCGAUCGAUGGAAAUUGUUCUUGCAGCGACGGUUGGUCGGGUGAGAAAUGCGAUAAACGUGCUUGCGACGACGACAUGUUUGGACCCAACUGUUCCAAGCCUUGCGUGUGCGAGACCGACAAGACGGAAAUGUGCCAUCCGUGGACCGGCAAAUGUAUCUGCAAAUCUGGCUGGGCGGGCGAAAUUUGUGACAGACCUUGUCCAAUGUAUACUUACGGGGACGGCUGUAAAGAGCGUUGCACUUGCGCGAACAACGCGCAAUGCUCGCCUGUGAACGGAACCUGUAUCUGCGCUGCCGGAUACAGAGGUGAGAAUUGUAGAGAAGUAUGUCCCGAGAACACGUACGGCGAGAAUUGUGCACAAAAGUGCGUAUGCAAGAACGGUGCCACGUGCUCACCCGAGAACGGCAAGUGCAACUGUACGGCAGGAUGGGCCGGUAUCUCGUGCGAUCGCCCCUGCGACGACAACAAGUUCGGCACAGACUGCGAGGGAGACUGCAAAUGCUUGAACAAUGCAGCCUGCAAUCCGCAAAACGGCACAUGCACGUGUGCGCCCGGGUUCACCGGCGAACUUUGCGAAAACACUUGCGAGAAGGGAUAUUUCGGUCUGGGAUGUCGCCAGUCUUGCGAUUGCGAGGAAAUCAGUAGUUUGGGCUGCGAUCCCAUCACCGGUCGUUGUAUCUGUACGCCGGAAUGGCGAGGGAUCCGUUGCGAGACGAAAUGUCCGGAUGGUCUUUACGGUGAAGACUGCCAUUCGCAUUGCGAAUGUAUGAAUAAUAGUUCAUGCGAUCCGGAAACAGGCGCUUGCAUCUGCGCCAGAGGCUGGAAGGGUCCCAACUGCACCGAGCCCUGUAACGAAGGGUGGUAUGGUGUGGGAUGUAAGGAAGAGUGCCCAGAAAAUAUGCAAGAGAACAUGACGUGCGAUCACAUCACUGGCCAGUACAUCUGCCGGCCUGGAUACUUGGGCUUGACUUGCGAGCAUCCCUGUCCACCCGGUCGUUACGGAUUAAACUGUGCUAAUCACUGCGAAUGCAAACACGGUGGAGAAUGUCACCACGUGACGGGUGCGUGUCAGUGCCGACCUGGUUGGUACGGUGAAUACUGUCAAACGCCGUGUCCGGAAGGGAGGUACGGAAUGAAUUGCAGUCAGCAGUGCACGUGUCAGAACGGAGGGAAAUGCUCGUCUCACAACGGUCACUGCCGUUGCGCGCGUGGCUGGAUGGGCACUAAAUGUACCGAGAUCUGCCCGGAAGGAUAUUACGGUGAUCACUGUAUGGAAAUAUGCGAGUGCAAGAACGAGUAUUACGUUUGCCAUUCUGCGUAUGGUUGUUCCUGCAGGCACGGAUACGGAGGCCCGAACUGUGACGAGGAACUAUUUCUGCGUAAUACUCAAGAGAAGGCCAGCUACGGCAGUAUAGUAGUAGGGUUCUUAUUCGCUGCGAUCGCGGUCGCUGCGAUGACCUUCGCCGGUUGGCUGUAUCAUCGACGCAGAGUGGCGAACUUGAAGAAUGAGAUCGCACAGGUACAGUACAUAGCCGAGCCCACUUCUCCCCAAGAACAGACACAAUUCGAUAAUCCGGUGUACGCCUUCCAAGGCUGCUCCAAGUUCGACGACGGAACCACCACGUUGUUGAACAACUUCCAGUUUAAGAACAAUCUUGGAACUAACAAGAAGCUGAACAACGAGAAGGCAAGGCUCGGAACGAGUUGCACGGACGACGAAGACGAUUGCAAAGGGAGCUACGGUAGAUACGAUCUGAAGAACAAGGACGCGGAUAUGGCUAAUCCGAACCUGAACGUGUAUCACAGCAUCGACGAAAUGGACGGGAAGAAGAUCGAACACGUUUACGAUGAAAUCAAGCAGAACAACGAGGCGGCGGAAUACGAUUUGGACAAUUCGAGACCGGCUAGCGCUUACAACAAGUACAGUCGAAUGCCUAACAGUUUCCCUAAAUCAUCGUCGUCGGAAAUCGAUCCGGGACCUAGUACCGUGAGAGAUCCGAAGGAUCCAGAGUUGGGCGAGCCCUAAGUCGAAGCUCGUGGAAAGGCUUGAAAUCCAGGUACAAAUCGAAAUGUCGAACAUGUCUUACUGCGUGGAUAACACACACAAGUUUUCCAAAUCAUACUCCUUUCGUGAUCGCGAUGGCGUACGUGUAUCGAUAUAUAGUUCUCGCGUUCCAUGUCAGGCUGAUCACUGUCAUCACAGAUACAAGUAUAUGAAUGUCGAUUGCUCAGUAUAGACGUGUAUAUACAUGGUCGAACAAUAACGGUGCAGAGAAUAGAUGAGUGGAUAUUUUGUUUACAGUGUAUGCGUAUUCGUCUAUCCUACUGUGUGUGUGUGUGUGUGUGUGUGUGUGUGUGUGUGUGUGUCCGACUGUGUUUUUUCGUAGUGCGUUUAGCGAAAACGGUGCAACGAUUUCAUCCAAGCAAACGGCCGACUGAAGACGAUCGUAUACGUGAAAACGAUCGAGAGAACAAUUUAGUGUAGAGCGGUCCGAAAAGAGCUAGAAAAAAGGGCUGCAAAGAAUAUGUUUGCGAUACUCGCAGAAAUUGUACAAGAGUUAUAUAACAAUUUUUAACGAAAGAAGAUGACUCGAGAGUGCCUUGUAAGGUUGAGAGGUGUCGCCGGAUUUCAAUCAUUUUGUUUAUCUUUGAAAGCAAAACGUGAAAGGAAAACUGCUGCUGCUGCUGCUGCUGCUCCUGAACGGGAACACGGUAGAUCUGUUAUAACAGAGAUCGCUGUACUCGAUAUGUCGGAGGGAACAAGUUAACGAUCUCCCCGAAUCGAGACUGAUUUAUGGAAUCAGAUCGGUGAACAAGGUACGUUGUUCAAAUUUAGCUGUUGAAUGGUGGGCCAGAAAUUUUUCGACUCUCAAUUGUUACAUGUGGACAAGAGACCAUAGAGAUUCAUAGGAUCAGUGCUCACAGUAUUCGGAUAAUAAAUCGUUGAUAAAAAUUCCAUACUUGUUUUUCACGUCUGUAAUAAAUUCAUCGGUAAGUGAUGUUCAAUACACGUUCACAACACAUACAGCAAUGAUUUUUUGAGAAAGAGAACAAUUUAUUCCGUGUACGUGCAAAACUAUAUUAGUAAGUUAAAAAGUAGUUAUUAUAAUUUUUCCCGCGAUCAUCGUAGCAAUAAAAACACGAUUGGAAGACUCUUCGCCUAUACGUAUAUGACUAUGUAGCCGCGAAUCAUAUAUACAUAUGUACAUACACGUAUAAGUGUAAACACGUGCAACAAAGGAAUAUAUCAGUACUAGCAGAAAAAGAGA
This is a messenger RNA of Ceratina calcarata, 4565 nucleotides long. It is a transcript of the gene drpr, whose product is annotated as multiple EGF like domains draper. The coding region runs from base 320 to 3322 and encodes 1000 amino acids. The record is from RefSeq and is a predicted model, not a curated record. Lineage: Eukaryota; Metazoa; Arthropoda; Insecta; Hymenoptera; Apidae. The transcript is spliced from 18 exons. Gene Ontology annotation, molecular function: protein binding; scavenger receptor activity.